AUGCCCGAGACCGGCGGUCGUGUAGCGGCCGUAGCUACACUUGGUAGCAGAAUAGCGGCAGCUGGUGGCAGAAUAUCAUCGCCCAUGUUUUACGUCUUCAGAGAAGCUGUCAUUCGGAUUCCAACGUCAGCAGAGCUUCUAAUUCCGGGGUUCGACGCCAGCCAAACGACAAAACAACUGGAUUCUGCAAGAACAGAGCCAACUAGUGUUUGGCAUGUCAGUUCCAUUGUUCAGCAUGGGUUUGAGGCAUGGAUCGGCACCCGUUACCAGUCAACCGCCAUUCAGAAUCAUAAAGGUCUGAUCAAAACGCAUACUGUUGCCGGUGCUUCCAAGACCCCCGCAGAGCCAAGCAAUCGAGAGCUUACUGUGGAAGAACGCCCUUCAAGAAUGAAGGCCGAUGAGCUUCUGGCCAGUGCCGAUCACUUUCGGGUUUCCCGCAUCGGCCAAUCCACCUGCAGCUUGGACGGCAUCAAUGGGCCCUCCGUCACAUCACCGCCAUUCGAUCGUCUGGUCUGCCCGCCCCUUGGUUCGAAUGGCUUUGAGAGGCGCUUGGCGCUGUCCUCACCGAGCAUCUGCGAGUUGCCUGAUCUUGCCUGCUUCCACCCAUUCGACUUGAACCCUAUGGUCACAAGAUCUCGGCGGCUGCAUGUCACGGAGCUUGGUGACAGGAUGGCUCCUGUCUAA
Messenger RNA from Colletotrichum lupini, 684 nucleotides. RefSeq lists its product as uncharacterized. The transcript has 2 exons. The record is from RefSeq and is a predicted model, not a curated record. Bases 1 to 684 code for a protein of 227 amino acids. Lineage: Eukaryota; Fungi; Ascomycota; Sordariomycetes; Glomerellales; Glomerellaceae.